ACGCAUCCAAUUAUUUCAAACGAAACAGCAGUCAUGCUCGUCGCAGCCUUACUUUCUGUAGUGCUCGCAGUCUGCGUGCAAUCGGCUCGUAACGACAGCAUCCAGCAGUAUGCCGAUGCGAGUAACUUCUUCGCGUUCAACCUUCUCCAGAGACUUCCAUACCGCGAGAGUCACGUCUUCGUUUCGCCAUUCAGCGUUUCCGUAGCCAUGGCUAUGGUCUACGACGGCGCUGCAGGAAUCAGCGAGCGUCAACUUUACGAGGUUCUAGGAUACCAGGAAGCCGGUCUCGCAGGAAAAGCCAACGUAUUAUCUAGGCUGCAGCAAAUCCUUCGCAGCGAAAGCGCAAUGAGUGACGGUGUGACCCUGGAAGCUGCCAACGCUGUUCUGGUAAAGAAAGACUACCCUAUCGUGGAACGGUACAAGUCGGAUCUACAAGGCGUGUUCAAUGCCAGGAUUGAAGAGGUGGACUUCUUCAACGAUAACGCUGCCGCUAUUGCUGACAUUAACAGAUGGGUAUCGGAAAAAACGAGAGGACAGAUAAGUGAUGCUGUUGAGCGGUUGCCUGGCGAUACAGUGAUGUUCAUCAUGAACGCUGUGUACUUCAAAGGAGAUUGGCAAGUCGAGUUUGAUCAGUCGAAGACGUCUCUGCUCCCUUUUUACAACAAUGGCGAGACUUCAACGCUCGUCGAAACAAUGCUUUCGCACGACAGAUACAGGUACGCCAGCGACAAUCACCUCCACGCGGACAUUGUUGAACUGCCUUACAAAGGAAAAGACUUCAGCAUGGUCGUGCUUCUUCCACAUGAACGUGACGGCCUGGUUCAUCUUGUCGAAGCAUUGACAGCAUCGGCUUUUCACGCUGCCCUCGGUCGUCUAACCUUAGCGGAAGUGAAGUUGAAGUUCCCAAAGUUCAAGCUUCAAUCUAAGUACAGCCUCGUUGAGCCUCUUUCCUUUCUCGGUGCAACCUCUAUUUUCGGGUCCGGUGCCGAUCUGAGUGGUAUAAGCGGACGUAAAGAUUUGUAUGUGUCUGAUGUACUCCACAAGGCCGUCAUCGAAGUGAACGAAAAAGGCAGUGAGGCCUCUGCGUUUACUGGCGUCAUCGUGCGACCCCUGUCUGCUUCCCAUCCUGAUCCGCUUCCGGUGGAGAUGCACGUGGACCAUCCUUUCGCAUUUUGCAUUCGAGACGCAAAAACGGGCCUCAUUUUGUUCUUGGGCGUUGUCAACGAGUUGUAAAUAGUGCAGCGUAACAUUGGUUUUAGUGUUGCUUGUCCACUUUGGUGCUGCCCUGUCUUAUCUUCUGCAGAAAAGAUACAAGCGGUGAGCACUUUUAAAAUUGUUUUAUGCCGGGACGCUCUUCCUGAUACUUGCGUGAAAUAAAAUGUGGAAAACAUUAA
This is a messenger RNA of Ornithodoros turicata, 1394 nucleotides long. Its product is annotated as intracellular coagulation inhibitor 2-like. The transcript has a single exon. NCBI's taxonomy places the organism in Eukaryota, Metazoa, Arthropoda, Arachnida, Ixodida, Argasidae. The record is from RefSeq and is a predicted model, not a curated record. Gene Ontology annotation, molecular function: serine-type endopeptidase inhibitor activity. Bases 34 to 1233 code for a protein of 399 amino acids.